UGGACUUAUGAUAACAACAAGAAUUACAUGUGUGUUACUGCUCACUUUGUUGGAGGUGAUUGGAAGUUGCAGAAAAAGGUGAUAGCCUUUGUUCCCAUCACAAGUCAUACUGGAGUUGAUAUUGUAGAGAAGCUUGCAGAAGUUCUUGAAGAGUGGAAGGUGAAGAAUCUGUUCUGCAUGACCAUGGACAAUGCAACUUCAAAUGAUGUUGUCAGUGAGUGCAUGAUAACGAAGCUAAAGGAGUGGGGGUGUGAUUUGAUCGAUGGGAGGUUUCUACAGUGUCGAUGUGUUGCACACAUCAUUAAUAUGGUGGUACUAGAUGGACUGAAAGUGGUUGGUGGUGCUGUGGACAGAGUUCGGAAUUGUGUGAAGUGGGUGAGGUCUUCACCAACUAGGUUGUUACGAUUCAAGAAUGGCAUGGAAUUUCUGCAUGUGGAGUCAACCAAACUGGUGUCUUUGGAUGUACCGACCAGGUGGAACUCCAGUUAUACCAUGUUAGAGUCAGCAGAAAGUUUUGAGACAGUGUUUACAACUUUGUAUUCAAGUCCACACGAUCAUUCUCUUAGAGAUUAUCUGGACUCAAGAGGUGGGCUUCCAACUAAUCAAGAUUGGCAGAUGAUUAGGAAGUUGAGAGACUAUCUGAAAGUCUUCAAUGACUUGACCCUUCUAGUCUCUGGAACUAAAUAUGUGACUAUGCAUAUCUUCUUCAAGAAGCUUGUUACGGUAUAUGACAUCAUUGAGAAAUUGAAGAAUGAUCCGCUUGAAGAGAUCCAAAAGAUGACUGAGAAGGUUGAGGAAAAGGUACAAAAGUAUUGGUUUGAAUCAUGUGUUGUGAACGAGAAGAACAUGAAGGUGAACCACUUAAUUUAUAUAGCAUGUGUGCUUGAUCCAAGAAGUAAACUUGAUUUGGUGUCCGAGGUUUUGGCAAUGAUGUAUGGGAAUGUGAAGGGAGGAGAAAUGGUUGACUGCAGUAGGAAGGAAAUGCGACAGCUAUUUGAGGUUUACAAAGGGAAGUAUGGAUCAAAAGCACCCUCCUAUGCAUCUGAGCCUACCACUGGUGAGAGCACGGUUGUUGGUGAUAGGAUUAAGCAGCUAGAGGAGAGGAUUAGAAAGAGGAAGAGGGAAGCACUUCUGCAGGAUACAGGAGGUAGCUCUGCUGAGCUUGACAUCUAUUUAAGAUGUCAAACUGAUGGCAUCAAUGAGGAGAGUGAUGAUGCAAAGUUUGACAUCUUGAGUUGGUGGUCUCGACCCUCUGGAACAUAUCCGAUUCUUGUUGAGAUGGCUAAAGAUAUCCUUGUUGUUCCCAUCUCUUCUGUUGCCUCAGAGGCAACCUUCAGCUGUGGCAGUCGGAUUCUCAGUCCAUUCAGGUCUUCUUUGAGUGAUAUCAUGUUGGAGGCAUUGAUUUGUGCAGAGGAUUGGAUAAAGUAUCAAGAUGUCGGGGCCGGAGAUAAUGACGAUAGGGAAGAAGAUGAAGAGAUCAUGGAUUUGGAAAGCGUUAAUACCACUUUCCAGUCUAGAAUGGAAAGUGCAAGAAGUCAUGUUGGCAAUGUUGCCAAUGCAGAUGCAAGUCAGAACAUUCCAGAUGGGAAUGAGCAGGAGGGUGAAGAAAAUGUGUCGGGGGAAGAGUAUGAGAAAGAUGGAUAUGAGGAUGUUGGUCAUCACCUCUUGUUGCAACUGAAAGAAAAGGGUUAUGUAGAUGUUGGUUCUUCUUCGGUUAUUAAGUGAUGAAUAGGUGGUGACUUGUAAUUUGUGACUUUAUGAAGUUUGUGACUUUAUGUUCUAGUAUUUGAGACAUUAAUUUGGUGAUUUAAAUCUAUUUUGUAUGCAAAAAUGAUUGAAACUUGACUUGUGGAGUGAUUUAGAUGUAGAAAUGUAAGGCUGAACGUUUAAUUUUAGGCAAUUUGUAUCGAUCUUGUCUGCACAAGGGUUAUGUCUGGUUCGGUUACCAGUUCGGUUAGUCGUUUACAACCGGUUGCCAGUGUAUGUCGCGGUUACUUCGGUUAACCGAACAACUAACCGGUAACCGAUCAGUCGGUUGCCGGCUAACCAAAGGUUACCUUCGGUGUGGUUGGCGGUAGUCACGUCUAGUGCCUCGGUUAAACGGAACCGACAUUUCGGUUAUCACCGAUAACCGAACUAACCGAAAUGCCAGCCCUAAUAUAUUCUAUUAAAUGCGUUAUAAAUUUUCAUUUAUGUACUAUUAUAAAGUUGUCGCCUUAUUUUCUUUUUGUUUAAUAGUUCAAGUAUUAAACACGUAUAACACAUUUACUACACGUAUUUUAAGGAAUUAGACUGAUUAUUUGCUAAUUUACAUUUAUAUUUAUUUGUAAAUUCUAAAUUUUCAACUUUGGCCAUUAUGUUAGUUUAUAGGAAUGUAUAAAAUUUCUUACAUAUUAAUACCGCAACACACCAAUAACAUUUUCUAUUAACAAAGUGCCAAAUUUAUCAUAAUUCAUUAAUAAAAUUAUAGCAGUCAUAUAUAUAUGGUUCAGACUGGUGUACUCAUGGAGUAUACAAUACUCCAGCUACUCAUAGUGAGAUAUCUUUAUCUAGACUUUGAAUUAAAUCAAAGGUUUAGGUAUGAUACUAUACCCUACCUCUAAUGGAUAUACCUGAGGCCCCGAUUCUCUAAACUAAAACCUGAAGUUCAAUUUAGUAGAAAAUAUUAAUUGGUCAUUGAGAUUGGUCGGAGCUCAAAAAUGGAGACCUAACGGUUAUAUUAUAUGGAGUAUGGUAUACUCCUGAAGUAUACCAGCCAUUACCAUAUAUAUACAUGGUGGCUUCUAUCGUACCUUAGGUAAAAUCUAGGGCACAACAUAACUUGACAAAAUCAACUUGAGUAGGUGAUGACAUUAAUUGUCGGCUUCACAUCUUCACUACGUGUUAUCAUCAAUGCCUUGGUCUCCACGGAACUAGACCCUCCAUGUACACUCUUGAUUGUGGCUUGAGAUUCCUGCACCUUCUCCUACGUUUCUAGAUAGUUGAUCGACGAUUUCUCUGCUUCCAGAUUCGCCCGCUCCUCCUCAUAGGUUUGUUGUAAUUGCCUCCUAUCUUCGGCAACCCCUUCCAACAAUAAUAGCUUCAGGGCAAGUUUCUUUUCUUGAUGCCUUAAGAUGAUGUUGUUUGUGUUGCUACUUCAUCGUGCUUCUCGAUCAUUGUGCCAUGGACUAAGCACCACAUGAGUAAGCUUUAUAAGCACGGCAUCACAUUGAAUUUGAUACACAUAGGAUUCGAUUUUGAUCUCCAAAGACACUUGUUCAGUAAAAUAAACCCAGGCCUUUUCCAUCGACAAUUGCAUAAAGAACGGGUAGGAUGUCGUUGUGUAGUUAGCCCUAACUUAGGGGGUCGUUUGGUUUUGUUCUGUUGGGAUAGUUACAAUACAUGCAUUGUUCACAAUGCAUCGUUAUUUUGAAUUUUCUGCACAAACAAUGCAUGCAUUGUUUGCUUGAGGUGACACAAACUAUCACUCAAAUUGAGUGAUAGUUAAAUCUCAAGUUUUUUGUGAGAUUGUUUGGUUGAGAUUGUUGUGUGUUUUUUCUUCCAAUUUUGUCCCUGCCUUUUUAUGUGUCUUCCUUUUUUAUAUUACAAACAAAGGGUAAAAGUGACAUUUCAUCCAAAAAGUAAUAUAACAUAUUUAAAUAACACAAUAACUAUCACAUAAACCAAACGAUCCAAACUACAAUACACUGAUUUUCUAAUA
Molecule: messenger RNA, 3700 nt
Organism: Linum trigynum
Lineage: Eukaryota; Viridiplantae; Streptophyta; Magnoliopsida; Malpighiales; Linaceae
Source: the annotation of a GenBank genome assembly